[Torrubiella] hemipterigena is the source of this 1239-nucleotide messenger RNA. The record is from the annotation of a GenBank genome assembly. NCBI's taxonomy places the organism in Eukaryota, Fungi, Ascomycota, Sordariomycetes, Hypocreales, Clavicipitaceae.
AUGACAGCCGAAACCACAGAGAAGAUCCUCAACCACGAAGUAUCACUUCCUCCGAGGAAGAAUAGUCGAAAAGAUGCGCUGAAGUACACCUGGCGGACUCAGGACCGCUCCAGCUGGACAAUAUACCACUGGUUUUACGAAAUCCUCGGUCUUUACCACUCUGACCUCGGUCGGCGAAUUCCUGUUCACGAAAAGCAGACAAAGGUGCCCUUUCUAUCCAACUGGUCCAUGCUUGGCUGGAUUAUUCUACACGGUGUUCUGCCUAUGACCUUACAUCAUGCGUGCAUGAAGUAUACUGGUAGGACAAUGCCUCUUUGGCAAGUACUCAUUGUAUACAACGUUACGAUGAUUUUCACAGCUGUACGCGGGCAACAACACCUACGCGGGCUUAGCCACGAGCUUGGAUUUCUAGAUGCUAAAUCUGGCGAGCGUCAAGGGAUUCCAGAUGCGGCAGUAGAAGAGGUUUUCUUUACGCUCAACACCCUACUCAGUGGACGUUGCUCGUUGAUUGCGUGGCUUGCUUAUUCGAACUUGGAAGCCCCUGGAGAUAUCGCCUGGUAUUGGCUACCCGUCAAAAUGGCCAUUUAUUCCAUUACAUUCGACUUUUGGUAUUACUGGUACCACCGAUCGCUGCACGAGAUUCCCCUUCUCCGGAAGCACCAACGCAAACACCACAUGUCACGCCAUCCAACUACGCUUAUGACGGCGUUUGCCGAUUUUGAGCAGUCCGUCUUCGACUACAUUGUCUGCCCCGUAGUCACUUACUAUUUUCUCAACUCUCUUGGGCUGUCGUUAAGCUUUUACGAGUGGUGGAUAUGCAACCUCCAAACCUUCAUUACCGAAGUUGGUGGCCACAGCGGACUACGCAUGUACGCCUCACCUCCCAAUCUCUUCCACCCACUACUACUAUAUUUCAACUGCGACCUAUCCCUAGAAGACCAUGAUCUUCAUCACCGGACUGGUUGGAAGGAGAGCGGCAAUUUUGGGUCCCAGACACGACUCUGGGAUACCGUGUUUGCCACACGAAAGGAACGCGUGGAAACGAAGCGUGACGAUGUAGAUUGGGAUAACCCAGUUCCGUGGCCAAUUUUCUAGCCACAUUCUAGUGGGUUUCAGAGCAAAUAGAUAAGCGCCCUUGACAUUUACCGUUGUCCCAACUUUAUUCUAUCAGCCGUGUUGAGACUAUGUCGUUGGGCUAGAGCCAGUUACCACUGCCGAGACAUGUCUCGAGCAGUUGAU